Messenger RNA from Sycon ciliatum, 1493 nucleotides. Its product is annotated as acyl-coenzyme A diphosphatase FITM2-like. The transcript has a single exon. NCBI's taxonomy places the organism in Eukaryota, Metazoa, Porifera, Calcarea, Leucosolenida, Sycettidae. The record is from RefSeq and is a predicted model, not a curated record. Gene Ontology annotation, cellular component: endoplasmic reticulum membrane. Gene Ontology annotation, molecular function: coenzyme A diphosphatase activity. Gene Ontology annotation, biological process: phospholipid biosynthetic process; lipid droplet organization; lipid storage. Bases 149 to 1117 code for a protein of 322 amino acids.
CAGUCGGAUAGAUAUUUCAAAUCAGGCAUUUCGCUUCGCAGCUUGCAGUGAACAGAACAUAGAAUCAGAGCCCAGAACACAGGAAAGUGAAAUAAAAUUGUACUUCUAUGUUGCUGCUGGAAGUUGGAUCAGCACUCUGGUAGGAAAGAUGAAGUUGUCAAGUGGAGAGUACAGUCUACGCCCUUACGAUUGCAUUGUUUGGAUAUCUGUUUUACUAGUCGCGUCUUCUUUCGUUGCUGAGUUACAAGACUUUCCCGAUUCUCCCUUCAGUCAUAAGCAAAACUUUUUGAAUAGAAUUGUAGUUGGUUUCGGAUGGGGAAUUGUUUUGGCUUUCGUGUCUGUACAGUCUCUAGUUACAACCAGAAUUAUAGGAUGUGAUGACUGGCCUCGGAAGCUGAAGGGAACGGCCAUUCGCCUGGCGGUCAACUCCACGCUGUGGUACGUUCUGACAGCAGCGAUGACUUUCGUCAGGAACAAGACUGGCUACUGCAUCAGCAUCAGCAACAACAACCUUACGGAACAGAACAUCACUACAGAUAUGUCCUACAAGGAAUGCAUGAUAGGUGGUGGCGAGUGGUCUGGCUUCGACGCGUCAGGGCACGUUUUUCUUAUGGCAUUGAACAUGCUGGUGAUGGUCGAGGAGGCUGCUGUGUUUCGGAUUGCGAGAAUUCUGCGCAACGCAGUUGCGCGCGACAACUUGCACAUUCAGCUGAUCCGCCAACGCUACACCAAGUGCUCGACGGUACUCUGCAUUCUAAUCGUGGGUAACUAUGUGCUUCUUGCGCUAUGGACAUGGACGAUGCUCACUACCUGCUUCUACUUCCAUACAUUCCUGGAGAAAGUCAUUGGCUUCUUCUUGGCAAUACUGGCAUGGCGCUUGGCAUAUAAAAACUUUCAGCAUUUCGCAUGCUCGCCUGGAUUUGCGGAGGCUGAGCCGACAGUCCUCAAGUAUAUACCUAAAGAAAUUGUUGGCAUCAAAUCUGCAGGUGCGGCUAGUACUAGUGAAGCAGAAACAGGAACGAGUCGUGUAUUGCUUCUGGUAGGCUCGGGGCUCAGUCUACUGAUGACGAUGGUGAUACUUCAAUUGACUAUUAUAUUGAAGAAGGUGCCCACUUAGAUCUAGACUGUUAUUCUAUUCUGUUUUUUUAUCAACUCCUGAUUCUUUAGCAUGCAGCUGUAUUUCUUCAUUUAGGCGUGUGUUUGCAACUGUGUGUUCUCCUUUUCUUCCGUGUGUGCUCGAACUGUAUGAGUGCAUGUGUAUCCAAAGAUGCAGUGGAUCAUUCUCUGUUUACAUUUCUUGUUUUUAUAGUGGCAUCCCAUAUUCAACUUCUUAUCUAUUUAUUUUUAUCACCUGCCCAAAAUGGAAAUCAUCAUUCAACGGUUGUACUCAUCGUAUGGAGAAACAGGAAAACCCUGUUCUCUUUACCAAGUUUUUUUACGACAAUGAUCACUUGAUAUUAGGCACCGUUGCUGACAGGUCGGUGGCACUCUCA